AUGGGUUUCAUUACCAAGGCCAUCCCCCUCGCCCUGGCGGCGAUGUCUGUUGUCAACGGCGCUGAGAUUUUGGAGACUCGUGCCGGUGUCCAGACCCUCGCCGAUAAGUACAUCGUUAUCAUGAAUGAUGGUGUGACUGAAAAGGCCUUCGACUCUCACCGUUCGUGGGUUAACCGUACUCACCGCCGCCGUCUGGUGCGCCGUGGUGCUAAAGCCAUGGGUGGCAUGAAGCACACCUACAAGUUCCCAACUGGAAUGAAGGGAUACUCUGGUCACUUCGAUGAGGAUAUGAUCAAUCAGAUUGCUAAACACUCUGAUGUCAAGUACAUUGAACGUGAUGCUCGCGUCCAAAUCAACGCAAUCACUGAGCAGGACAACGUCCCAUCCUGGGGUCUUGCCCGUGUUGGCUCCAGGGAAGCCGGCGGUAGCACCUACUACUACGACUCCACUGCCGGUGAGGGCUCUACUGCCUACAUCAUUGAUACCGGUACCGAUAUCGAGCACGAGGAAUUCGAGGGUCGUGCCACCUGGGGAAGCAACUUCGUUGAUGACAUGGAUAUGGACUGCAAUGGCCAUGGAACUCACGUUUCUGGAACUGUUGGUGGUGCUACUUUCGGUGUCGCUAAGAAGAGCAACAUUGUCGCCGUUAAGGUUCUUGACUGCAACGGCUCCGGCUCUAACUCCGGUGUCAUCAUGGGCAUGGAAUGGGCUACUAACGAUGCCAAGAAGAAGGGUGCUGACAAGGCUGUUGCCAACAUGUCCCUUGGUGGUGCUUUCUCCCAAGCUUCCAACGAUGCCGCUGCCGCUAUUGCCAACGGUGGUGUCUUCCUAGCUGUUGCCGCCGGUAACGACAACGUCGAUGCUGCUAAUUCUUCCCCUGCUUCCGAGCCAUCCAUCUGCACUGUCGCUGCCUCCACCGAGCAGGACGGCAAGGCAGACUUCUCCAACUUCGGUCAAGUUGUUGAUGUUUACGCUCCUGGUGACUCCAUCACCUCCGCUAAGCCAGGCGGUGGCUCUCAGGUCCUCUCUGGUACCUCCAUGGCCACCCCACACGUCGCUGGCCUCGCUGCCUACUUCAUUGGACUCGGCAUGCCUGGUGGCCCAGGCCUCUGCGAUACCAUCAAGCAAAAGGCCAUUGACGCUAUCGCCAACCCUGGUGCUGGCACCACCGGCAAGCUCAUCAACAACGGAUCCGGCAAAUAA
This is a messenger RNA of Microsporum canis CBS 113480, 1203 nucleotides long. RefSeq names its product proteinase R. Gene Ontology annotation, molecular function: serine-type endopeptidase activity. Gene Ontology annotation, biological process: proteolysis. NCBI's taxonomy places the organism in Eukaryota, Fungi, Ascomycota, Eurotiomycetes, Onygenales, Arthrodermataceae. The transcript has 4 exons. The record is from RefSeq and is a predicted model, not a curated record. The coding region runs from base 1 to 1203 and encodes 400 amino acids.